AUGGAUUGGAUCGUUUCAAAGACAGGCACCUUGCUCAACAGCACCGUCCUGGUCCUCGACCAGGUCGUCCAGUCCGGAUCCCGCUUCGAGGCCACCCUCUCCCCCGCCGCCAUGAAAGUCGUCAAAGGAGUCAUGGGGAAUGAUGUCCUCUCGGCCGGUUUCUUCUUGAUGGUCAUCGGAAGCUGCUACUCCUUCUUCAAGGACCUCUUUGUCCGUUACUACUACGAGAUCCAGUCCUGGUUCUACGUCUCGGUAGAAGUUCAGGAGGGUGAUGACACCUACAAGUGGCUCUCUGAAUGGGUCGCUGAAAGACCGCUCACAAAGUCCGUUCGCCAUUUGACCGUCAAGGCUGUGUGGCCUGAUGACAACAACGACGACGACUACUACAACAACAACAGCAAAGAUGAGCGCCCCAAUCUCUUGUUCAUGCCCGGCUUGGGUUCUCAUGUCCUCUACCACAAGGGAUACAAGAUCAACGUUUCCCGCGACCGUCCCGACCAAGCCUCUGGUGCUGAUAGCGAGCAAUCUCGAAUCUUGGCCUCGAUCCAAAAGAAGCAGUGCCUCACCAUCUCUACCUUUGGCUGGGACAUUUCCCGCCUCAAGACCAUCGUCCAGGACGCUAUGGAGGAAUCGUACAAGAAGAAGGAAGGCAAGACCACUAUUUACACCUCCCAGCCUUAUGACAACUACUGGUCCGGUAGCUCAACUCGUUCCCCUCGUGCAUUCCACUCUGUCAUUCUCGCCGAGGGUCUCAAGGAAGAGCUUCUCGAAGACAUUACAACUUUCCGCAACUCGUCCCAGUGGUACCAUGAUCGUGGUGUCCCAUACCGCCGCGGUUAUCUCCUCCACGGACCCCCCGGUACCGGCAAGACCUCCUUCAUCGUCGCCUUGGCCGGUCAUCUCAAUAUGUCUGUUUGCAUUGUCAACUUGGGUAUCUCUGGAUUGAACGACCAACAGUUGGAUCGCCUCCUGAACAACGCGCCCCGCAACAGCAUCUUGCUCAUGGAGGAUGUCGACGCUGCAUUGGUCAAGCGCAAAGCUGGAAAGGCUCAGGAGGGCGGAAACAACGUUACUCUCUCCGGAAUUCUCAACGCCCUCGACGGUAUCACUGCUCAGGAGGGAAGCGUUGUCUUUAUGACCACCAACCAUAUCCGCAAGCUCGCCCCUGCCUUGAUCCGCCCUGGACGCUGUGACAGAAAGAUGCUCUUUGAUUAUGCUGACAAGCACCAAGUCGAAGGCAUGUUCAUGAAGUUCUUCUUGAGCCGCCCUCCUGUUGCUCCCAAGCCUGCACCCAAGUCCCUCUUCGACUCUACCACUGCCACUGCCGCUGCCCCUACUGCAUUGCUCGAUUUGGACUCCAAGGAAAAGGGACGCAAGGAGGCUUACGACGCCAUGAUCAAGCGCACCGCUACCAAGAUGGCCGAGGCCAUCACCUUCAAGGAUGCCGUCACCACCGCCCAGCUUCAGGGAUUCUUCAUGCUUUAUCGCGACGACCCGGAGAACAUCCUGGACGAGGUCCCUGGUUUCUUGGCAGAGUUGGCUCAUGAGCGCGAGGUUUUGUCGAACAAGAAGGUGAUUCGUCGCCAGCGCCGUGAAAAGAAGAAGGCCAAGAAGGAGGAGGUUGAGAAGAAGGCCAAGGAGGCCAAGGUUGCUGCAGGAGAGCCUAUUGACAGCAGCGAGGACGAGGACGACGAGGAUGAAGACGAUUCUGGAUCGGACUCCUUCUCGGACUCGGACUACUACGAGGAGGCCAAGAAGCCCAACGGCUCUGCGUCUGCCAAGGAGAUCAAGUCUAUCAACGGUGUCAAGGCUGCUGGAGGGGAACAGGAGGUUCCUGCUCAAACCGAAGCCAACGCUGCCGCCGCUGUUUAA
Linnemannia hyalina is the source of this 1872-nucleotide messenger RNA. Lineage: Eukaryota; Fungi; Mortierellomycota; Mortierellomycetes; Mortierellales; Mortierellaceae. The record is from the annotation of a GenBank genome assembly.